AUGGGUCAUCACCUCACCACCAAGCAUCAUCAAGGUUUAGCACUGAGGCUGAUGACCAUCCACCUCCAUUCCCUUGCCAGAUCCACCAUCCUGCAGGAGAGCAAAUCCCUGCUGAAGAGCCAGACUGUGUCAGACCAGGCAGUGGCAGAAGCCCUGUGUGCCAUCAUGCUCCUGGAGGACAGCUCUCCACGCCAGGCCCUCACCGACUUCCUUCUGGCCAGGAAGCUGGCCAUUCAGCAGCUUCUCAACCAGCCACACCACGGUGCAGGUAUCAAAGCCCAGGUGUGUUCACUGAUGGAGCUGCUCACCACUACCCUGUACCAGGCUCAUGCUCUCUUUUACACCAUGCCUGAAGGGACACCACCAGAUCCAGCCCUGCCCUGUGGCUUGCUUUUCUCAACCCUGGAGAGCACCACAGGCCAGCACGCAGCCGGGAGAGGUGGGGUUCUGGAGGAAGAGGUGAAGCUGAGCAGCUGGUUCAAGUACCUCCCAGAGUCUGUGGUGGAGUUCCAGCCAGCCCUGCGGACCCUGGCACACCCCAUCAGCCAGGACUACCUCAGAGACACGCUGCAGAAGUGGAUCACCAUGUGCAGUGAUGACAUCAGGGCCGGGGUCAGCAACCUGCUCGUCUACGUGAAGAGCAUGAAAGGGCUGGCGGGGAUCCGUGACGCGGUGUGGGAGCUGCUGACCAGUGAGUCCAUCAGCCAGAACUGGGAGGCCGUGUGCCAACGCCUGUUGGACAAACCUGCUUCCUUCUGGGAGGACCUGCUGCAGAAACUCUUCCUGGACAGGUUAGAGACACUGACCAAAGAAGGGUUUGACUCCAUCUCAAGCAGCUCCAAACAGCUUCUCACCUUAGCCUUGCAGGAACUUGAAGUAAAAUCUAACACCUCUGCCCUGAGCAAGCACAUCCAGUUUGAACACAACGUAGCCCUGUUCCUGUGGUCGGAGAGCUCCAGUGAUCUGCCUUCCGACGCCGCUUGGGUCAACGUGGCAAACCGUGGCCACUUCACCAAGAGUGGCUUGUCCAUGAAGGCCCAGGCCCUCACACCGUGCGUGCAGAGCUUCUGCUCAGCUCUGGACUCAAAGCUGAAGGCCAGGUUGGAUGAUCUCCUGUCCUACCUUCCUGCAGACUCCUCAGCCACCAAGGAGGCUGCUCCUGUGGUGCAGCCACCACGCUCUGCCUUUGACCGCUACGCCGACGCCGGGACGGUGGAGGGGCUGCUCCGCGACCACUGCGUCGCCUGCAUCCACCAUGUGCUGAGCUGUGUGCGUGAAGAGCUCCAGAGUGCCCAGAGCCUGCUGGGGGGGCAGGUGGAUGUUCCCAGUGAUGCCAGACUCAAUGCUGUCCUCUUCAUGGCAAGACUCUGCCAGUCCCUGACCGAGCUCUGCCCUCACCUCAAGCAGUGUAUCCUGGGCCGGUCGGGCAGCGCGGAGACGGUGCUGAAGGAAACUCGUUCCACCAAGAAGCUGGGGAAGGGGAAAGCCCAGGAAGUGACACCCACACAGGCCAAGUGGCAAGGGGUGAAGGCAGAGCUCCUGCAGCAGAGCCUGUUUGCUUACCAGAUCUGGAGCUCGGCUGUCACCAAAGGUUUGGUUCAGUGCUUUACCCGCACGUUGCUGCUCGAUACAGCUGGCUCUGUCUUGGCCACAGCCACCAACUGGGAUGAAAUUGAAAUUCAGGAGGAGACAGAGUCUGGAAACAGCGUGACAUCAAAGAUCCGGCUGCCUGUGCAGCCAUCCUGGUACGUCCAGUGCCUCCUCUUCAGUCUGUGCCAGGAGGUGAACCGGGUCGGUGGUCACACCCUUCCAAAAGUCACCUUGCAGGAGUUGCUGAGGAUGUGCAUGGCAGAAGUGCUUGCUGCCUAUGAAACACUCGUGGAAGAGAAGCAGGAGAAGAAAGCAGGCGCCUUCCCCAUGACCCAGAACAGAGCUCUGCAGUUACUCUACGACCUGCGGUACCUGAGUAUCAUCUUGACGGCAAAGAGUGAGGAAGCAAAAAGCAGCAGGAUCAAGCAUGACUCCAGGAUGGAGAAGGUGACAGACUUCCUGGAAGGACACAUCGAUCCCUUUGACUUGGACGUUUUUACUCCACACUUGAACAGCAACCUCAAUCGCCUGGUUCAGCGAACCUCCGUUCUUUUUGGCUUGCUGACUGGGACAGAGAACCAGUACACGAGCAGGAGUGGGGCUCUGAGCUCCCAGGAGCUCCACAACAUCUUGCCGUUAGCAUCCAGCCAGAUCAGAUUUGGGCUUUUGCCACUGAGUAUGUCGAGCUCACGGAAGAGCAAGUCUGCUACCAGGAGUACAGAAAGAGUUCAGGUUCUACCUCCUGCGCUCACAAGAGCAGAAGACGAGGCCUCGCGCCCCGGCUCUUUGUUCAGGCAGCUGGUAAGCGAGGAGGAAGACACAGCUGCACCUUCUCUCUUCAAGCUGGGAUGGCUUUCGGGCAUGACCAAGUGAUGCAAUAAAAGAAAUACAAAGUUUGUCUGUG
Messenger RNA from Antrostomus carolinensis (chuck-will's-widow), 2494 nucleotides. It is a transcript of the gene COG1, whose product is annotated as component of oligomeric golgi complex 1. The transcript has 12 exons. Gene Ontology annotation, biological process: intra-Golgi vesicle-mediated transport. NCBI's taxonomy places the organism in Eukaryota, Metazoa, Chordata, Aves, Caprimulgiformes, Caprimulgidae. Gene Ontology annotation, cellular component: COG complex; Golgi apparatus. The record is from RefSeq and is a predicted model, not a curated record. The coding region runs from base 1 to 2463 and encodes 820 amino acids.